AUUCAAACAAUUAUUUCUGCAAACAUAUAAACUAUUUGCUGCACUUCUAACACCCUGUAGUGUGCAGCAUCACCAUUGCACACUUUAACAGUUUACUAGCAAAUCGUCUGCCUUUCAACUGACAAUUCUAAAAGUAAUUGUAGAAACUUCCACGAGGACCAUUCAAAUUAACAAAUUAGCAAGUAAAUAGUUUAAAACAGCACAAAAUGCCAGCUGACACUACAACCAAGCAAGUUCAGGAUUACAAAGAUUCGUUAAUCAAAACCGAACAACUUAUUAUACAGGGCUUUCCAGAGAAAAUUGUUGUUAAUGAACUCCUCGCAACGCCUAUGUUUAGCGAUCGUAACUUUAAUGAAGUGCAUCAAGACCUUAACAUUCCAACGCCAGAAACAAUUUUGGUGAACAAUCAUGCCGACUCGGCUGACGACGGUGGUGACGCGACCAGCCGGCGGCAAAAGACCACGCACCGAUCACUUUGUGCCUGGCACCAAAGUUAUGUGCUUGCCUACGGUUCUGUACCUUGCAAUGAGCCACUCUGCGAAAUGAUUAAAAUCGUAAACCAAUUAUUCGUAAACUUGUGGAAGAUUCAAAUUUAUUAAAAUGUGGAUUUCGUUUUAAUACCCAAAAUCGAGGAUGGCAAUAAUUUCGGCGUAUCUGUACAGGAAGAUACGCUUGCUGAAAUACAAGCUGUUGAAUCGGAAGCUGCGGCAUUUUUCGACCAAAUUUCGCGUUAUUUUUAUCACGCGCCAAAGUUGUUUCGAAAGUCGCGAAAUAUCCACAUAUCGAGGAUUAUCGACGCGCAGUGGUGGAGUUGGAUGAGAAGAAUACUUAAGCUUGUGGUUGGUUGUAUGUGAAGUGCGAAAUCGUUAUUCAUCACUACAUGAUAUCGUUAUUAAAAUUUGGAGAAACUGAAGAAACCACGUUCAUCCAAUGCUGAUAGCUUAUAUUAAACUGUAAUGAAAAACAACACGCAAUCGUAUUAAAACACAUACAAAGAAAACAACAAAGCAUGGAGGCAUGCGUAAUAGUGAAGCCGUUACGAACAGGUUGAAGUUGUGUCAGCGCUGCAGUUAACAAGAAAUGCAUGAGUUAUAUAUAUCGGACAAUUUGGGUGCAAGCGGAUUGGAAAGGCGUGCAAUGCGCGGUGACACUACUUAAGAUACCUGUGGAUCGUAACAACAAACCGCUCUCAACAGUUUAUAAUAAAAUGCUUGAAUUUAGUAUGUAAAAUGUGAAUUGCGACGUUAAAAAUAUUGGUUAGUUCAAUAUAUUUUGAUUGUAAUGUUAAUUUCUUUUUCUCAAUCCAUUUUGCAUUAACUCAAGGUAUAUAAAUAUGUAUGCAUAGAACUUACGUAAGAAAAAAAAA
Messenger RNA from Bactrocera oleae (olive fruit fly), 1366 nucleotides. NCBI's taxonomy places the organism in Eukaryota, Metazoa, Arthropoda, Insecta, Diptera, Tephritidae. The record is from RefSeq and is a predicted model, not a curated record.